Messenger RNA from Cylicocyclus nassatus, 1248 nucleotides. NCBI's taxonomy places the organism in Eukaryota, Metazoa, Nematoda, Chromadorea, Rhabditida, Strongylidae. The record is from the annotation of a GenBank genome assembly.
AUGACUUCGCAGAACUUACGACGUAUAAUUCGAGGUGUUCAUAGAGUGCAUAGCCAAGGAAGCAUAGAUGUGCGUCAGAAGUUUCGACCAGACGAUGACUCACCAAGUACGAGAAAAGUUUGGAACAACAACGCAAUCGACAUGCUUUCUGCCCUGCAAUACAUCGAAAAGGACGACGAUGCUGGCUUACAAUCAGUUCUACGCAAAUCCUAUUUUAAUGUAAAUACAAAACUCAUAUGUGGACCGUACGCCGAAUACUCGAGAAAGUGGACACUUCUCGAUGUGGCCCUGAAUCUUCGUUCAACGCAAUGUGUUCGUUCAUUGCAAAACUUUGGUGCAAAAGAAAAUCUUUCAAUGAACAGUAUCGAGAAAAGGAAGGUAGCUCUUGAUUCGGCUGCAACAUUUACUUGUGAGCAAAUCGCCAAAUUGGCUUCGACUGAGCAGACAAAGGAAGUAAACAAAGUAGGUCGCUUAUGGAGCGCUCAUCUUCUUGUACUCGAACGAAUGGCUCGAACACUGUCAACUGUUCAACUACCGGAUCCACCCGAAUUUGUAAAGGUUGAAAGCAACUCGCGAAGUAGCGUUCUACUACAUGUUGAGUGUGCUCGUGAAAGAACGGAGCCAGUAAUAAAAUACAUGGUCGAAUGGUCUACCCAACCGGAUUUUUCAAAAAUUCUCGGCGGCUAUGUGGAGACAGAUAUGCGAAAGGGUGAAGUAAUCGUGACUGAGCUACCAACAAACACAAAAUUGUGCUUUCGCGUCUCUUGCGGUGGAAUACUUGGAUACUCAAGUCCUACAUUAGCUCAACCGAUGUUUGUAGAGUUAUCAAGCUGGUACGAUGUCGCUGGAAAACCAGAAGGAUGGAACGAACAUAUGGAAUCCAUGAGCAAACUUGGUGAUGACGUUACUCGUUAUCGUCAGUCUCCUGUCUGGAAAACUAUUUUCUCCUCUUCUGAAGAAACGGUCAAAAAGAAGAAAAAUAGCCUGAAAGAGUUUUUUAUGGCUGGCAGAAAAUUCUCCAAAUCUGUAACGAGAGGAAUCUACUUAGGAUCCGUUCUUUAUACUGACGGUAAGGUGCUAUGUACAAGCGACGACUGUUUACCCCUCAUCCAUGUUGAUAACACUGUCACCACUAUUGCGAAUGACGAUUUUCUUUGGCUAAUGAAGAUGUCGCUUUGUUGGGAAGAAGUUGGAACAUUGUCCGAAUCUGUUCCGGGUGACCUUAACAUCGAUAAGGGUCUGAGGUAA